CCUGAAGGACUGUCAUUCCUAUCUGCAAGAAGACUGCCACAUGGAGGAGUGCUCUAUGAACUCAACUCAACAGAAUUGGCAAUGUGGUUCAACACUCCAAUGAAUAGAAGCAAGUUCCUGGAACACUUUGGCAUCGAGGUAGUCAUCAAGGAUAGGUCCUUCAACAUACUAAUUGAAAACAUUCCAGUAGCAUUUGUACCAGAGAACCACACAGCACUAUCUGAUGUGGAGAAGAAGUCAGGUCUGAAGCCCAAGUCAAUCCUAAAAGCCAGGUAUAUCAAGCCAAUUGCCAGGUGCAGACCAGACUAA
This is a messenger RNA of Suillus subaureus, 309 nucleotides long. RefSeq lists its product as uncharacterized. Lineage: Eukaryota; Fungi; Basidiomycota; Agaricomycetes; Boletales; Suillaceae. The record is from RefSeq and is a predicted model, not a curated record. The transcript has a single exon. The annotation marks the transcript as partial.